Molecule: messenger RNA, 195 nt
Organism: Lasiosphaeria miniovina
Lineage: Eukaryota; Fungi; Ascomycota; Sordariomycetes; Sordariales; Lasiosphaeriaceae
Exons: 2
Coding region: 1-195 (64 amino acids)
Source: RefSeq, a predicted model, not a curated record
AUGUGCCAGCGUAAGAUCUUCAUCCACCACCGCUGCAGCCACAAGAUCACGGAGCUGGUCGAGCAGUGCGGCAGCGUCGAGUGCCGCACCGUGACCGACGUCGGCGUCAUCACGAACAAGUACCCGUGCGCCGUCCUCGAGAGCAGUGUCGGCAUCGCGGACUUUGCCUUCCAGGCGCGCGAUGGUUCUGCGUAA